AUGCUUCUUCUUCGUUCCGGUGCUGCCCGGAACAGUUUAUUUCCAACCGGAGUUACCCGUCUUUCGACACUUCAUGCUUCUUGGAGACGUCAUUGCUCUCACUCUGUGUGCCUUGACUCGCAAGAAAACACGCCUCGUUCUGCUAUUGAAACGGCUCUUGACUCGGUGGUGAAGAUCUUCACCGUCUCUAGCACGCCAAACGUUUCUCAACCUUGGCAGAGGGAUGAAGAAGAAGAAUCCACUGGCUCUGGGUUUGCAAUCUCCAAGAAGAAUAUUCUUACCAACGCUCAUGUUGUGGAAAAAUACUCGUACGUGGAAGUGAGAAAGCAUGGUUCAUCGAUCAGGUACAAGGCAAAAGUUGAAGCGAUUGGGCAUGAGUGUGAUCUGGCCACAUUAGUUGUUGAGAACAAAGAGUUUUGGGAGGAUAUGGAUCCGUUGGAGCUCGGAGACGACGUACCCUUCGUCAACGAAGAAGUCUCCGUUCUUGGUUAUCCUAGGGGUGGUGACACCAUCUCCGUUACAAAGGGUAUUGUAUCGAGGGUUGAGUCUAGAAAUUAUACACACAGCUCCACCAAGCUAUUGACUAUACAAAUAGAUGCAGCUAUUAACAAGGGAAAUAGUGGUGGUCCGGUACUUAUAGGAAACAAAGUUUCUGGUGUAGCAUUUCAAGAUGCUCAUAAGACUCUGAAAAAAGACGAUGUCAUUCUUGCUUUUGAUGGUGUUCCUAUAGGAAACGAUGCCAUGGUUCCAUUUCGGAAAAAGGAACGGAUAUCUUAUAAGCAUUUGGUUUCUAUGAAGAAACCAGGCGAAACAGCUUUAGUUCAAGUCUUGAGAGAUGGGAAAAAGCAUGAGUUCAGUAUCAGUUUAAACCCCGUGCAACCGCUGGUUCCGAUGCGCCAACUUGAUGAUCCAAGUUAUUACAUACUUGCGGGUUUUGUCUUUGUGCCUCUCUCUCAGACAUACAUUGACACUACUUAUGACAUAUGUGAAUGUGAAAUUGAGAAAAGGAAUUUUCCUAAAGAAACUGGUGAACAAAUUGUCAUAAUUUCUCAGGUGUUACUGAAUGACAUCAACAGAACAUACUCUCAUUUCAAAAACAUGCAGGUGAAGAAAGUGAAUGGGGUUGACGUGGUGAAUUUGAAACACCUACGUGACCUCGUGGAGAAAUGUUCCACCCAAAUUUUGAGGUUGGACUUAGAAGAUGAACGAGUUAUUGCCUUGGACUUUAAAGCUGCCAAAAAAGCCACUUCGUCGAUCUUGGUACGUCGUGGAAUACGGUCUGCAAUGUCAAAGGACCUUCAGAGUUCAGAUCCAUUAGUUACUUAA
Microthlaspi erraticum is the source of this 1326-nucleotide messenger RNA. The record is from the annotation of a GenBank genome assembly. NCBI's taxonomy places the organism in Eukaryota, Viridiplantae, Streptophyta, Magnoliopsida, Brassicales, Brassicaceae.